AUGGAUUCAGACACCGACUCAGAUGUAACAUCAUCUGAUUCUCCAUCGUGUAGCAGUGACGAUUUCGAGGAGUUUUGUCAAGAUUUAAGCGAGUUUGGUAUUCGUCCAUACCAGUUUGAGCCGCGAAGAGAAGAUAACUUUACUGCAAACGAAGAUAGUGACAUCGAACUUGAUGAUGAUGAGAGCUCUGAAAAUGGAGAGGAAACUCGACUARCAAACUCAGAAUGGUGUCAAUGUGGGAACUGCACCAUUAUGGACAGAGAAAACGAAUGUAUAUGCUGUCAAGAAAUUGAUGCUAUAAAAUAUACAUGCAGAAGCCUUCCUAAUGAAUCAGAACAAUAUGCUACACAUCCAAUCCCACAGUGUAUUACUCAACAUCCUGGAUUCUCAUCAGUGUGUCUUAACAAAUUUGUAUUGAAGACUGCAUGGCUCCAAUAUAAGCAGCAAUAUACUGAUUCCUACGAAGGACCUGAACACAAACAAUACAGGCACAUUGCCUAUCGUCAAUUAGCAAGAUGGUGCUGGGGCUUCCUUGGAAAGGAUGUUAGAGUUGUCUUGCCCUCCUGUKCAGUCAUGUGCAUACGRGCACACUUCCCCCCUCCUGGACUGGAAGAGGAUUUUGAGUUUGAGGGAUUUCAUUUUUCAUGA
Molecule: messenger RNA, 648 nt
Organism: Exaiptasia diaphana
Lineage: Eukaryota; Metazoa; Cnidaria; Anthozoa; Actiniaria; Aiptasiidae
Product: P2X purinoceptor 7
Exons: 2
Coding region: 1-648 (215 amino acids)
Source: RefSeq, a predicted model, not a curated record